This is a messenger RNA of Pistacia vera, 2835 nucleotides long. Its product is annotated as disease resistance protein RPP13-like. The coding region runs from base 1 to 2835 and encodes 944 amino acids. Gene Ontology annotation, biological process: defense response to other organism. The transcript is spliced from 2 exons. Gene Ontology annotation, molecular function: ADP binding. The record is from RefSeq and is a predicted model, not a curated record. NCBI's taxonomy places the organism in Eukaryota, Viridiplantae, Streptophyta, Magnoliopsida, Sapindales, Anacardiaceae.
AUGGUUGAUGCGGUGAUCUCAUUUGUGGUGAACAAGAUUGGGGAUUAUCUUAUCCAAGAAGCGGUGCUCUUCCGAGGAGUUAAACAAGAAGUGAAGUCGCUAAAGAAUGAACUGGAAUGGAUGCAAUGUUUCCUGCAGGAUGCAGAAAGAAAACAAAUUGAUGAUAAUGUUAUAAGGAAGUGGGUAUCUGACAUUAGAGACGUCGCUUAUGACAUUGAGGACGCCUUGGAUACGUUUAUGCUCAAAAUCAACGAACAAGAGGCUCCGAAAAGGAGGAGAAUUUCUGCUUCCAUCAAGAAGUUUUCUUCGAUUUUCUGUAAAGACUCCAGUAGUCACAGAGAGUCCAGUUUCUUCAGCAAAGGAGAAAAGGCUGUCAAUCAGCACAACAUAGGCAAGAAGAUCGAAGAGAUCAGACAGAAACUUGGUGAUAUUUCUCGGAAACGUGAACAGUAUCGCCUUGAGGAUAUUGGUAAUAAGGGUGAAGGAAAGGACAGUGCUCUUUACAGAUUGAAGGAACUGAGACGAGACACCUCCUUUGUAGUAGAUGACCAUGUUGUUGGCUUUGAGGAUGAUGCUAAGAAAUUGUUGGCUAAACUUCUCGAUGGGGAGCCGCGGAGAGAUGUCAUUUCUAUUUUUGGUAUGGGUGGUUUAGGUAAAACAACUCUUGCUAAAAAGCUUUACCACAACUAUGAUGUCAAGAAUAAAGACGGCCCUGAGUUUCAUGAUCGAGCAUGGGUUUCAGUCUCUCAAGAUUACAAAACUGAAGAUAUUCUUCGAAUGAUUAUAAAAUCUUCCCACAUCAUGCUUGAAAGGAAGGAUGAAGAAUCUUUAAGAAGGAAGAAGAUGAUGAGUGCAGAAGAGUUGGAGCGAGAGAAACAGAAGAUCAAAGAACUUCGAAAAAAGGAGUUGGAGAAGAUGAGUCAAGAAGAUUUGGAGCGGUAUCUUCAAAUAUCUUUGAAUGGACGCUCAUACUUGCUAGUGAUCGAUGAUGUAUGGCAUAAAGAAGCUUGGGAGAGCUUCAAAAGAGCAUUUCCUGAUAACAAUAAUGGUAGUAGAGUAAUUAUUACCACCCGUAUUAGAGAAGUUGCUGAACGUUCGGACGAAAAAGUUCAUGUCCAUGAGCUUCCAUUUCUAAAGCCAAGUGAAAGUUGGAAGCUUUUUUGUGAUAAAGCCUUUCAAAACUCAAAUGCGGAUGAAGGAUUGAAGAAGUUGGGAAGAGAAAUGGUGGAGAAAUGUAGAGGCUUACCACUUGCCAUAGUUGUAUUGGGAGGACUCUUGUCAACGAAAAGGCCACAUGAAUGGCGGAGGGUACAUCAUCACAUUUGGCAACAUCUAAGGGACGAUUCAAUUCAUAUCUCCUUUCUGUUAGCUUUAAGUUUCAAUGAUUUGUCUUUUGAAUUGAAGUUAUGUUUUCUCUACCUAAGCCUUUUACCAGAGGAUUUUGAAAUCCAUGUGGAGAAACUAAUUCGAUUACUAGUGGCGGAGGGUUUCAUACAAGAAAAAGAAGGUCAAAUAAUGGAAGAAGUGGCUGAGAGUCAUUUGAAACAGUUGAUUAAUAGAAGUUUGGUGCAAACAGAGAAAAGAUGUUGGGGAAGGACUGCCACAUGUCGGGUUCAUGAUCUUUUGCGCGAUCUUGCUAUUCAGAAAGCAAAGGAAUCAAACUUCGCAUAUUAUUAUGAUGCAACCAUACAUUCAACUCCGCCUCCGGUCAUAUUAUCUUGCCGAAGACAAGCUGUUUAUUCAGAGGUUGAAAGGCAUUUGUGGUUUCAACACUAUAAUCAAUUGUCACGUUCGUUUCUCUUCUUUAACCAAAAGUGGGACGAAUCACUCAAAUUAACACAGCACUUACCACCCCUCUUCACCAGAUUCAGAUUGCUCAGAGUGCUUGAUGUUGAGUGUUCUCAGAGUAACAAUAUGUUACCGGUGAGAAAAAAUGUAGUACCGGAGAGUAAGAGAAGCUUACCUAAAGAGAUUGGAAAGUUGAUCCACUUGAAAUAUUUGGGGCUAAGGAAUGCAUAUAUAUAUCAUUUUCCAUCAUCCUUUGUCAACUUGAAAAGGCUGCAAACUCUUGACAUAUAUGGUACUGAGUGGUUUUUUCAUGAAAUACCAAUUGAGAUUUGUAAGUUGCAGGAAUUGAAGCAUCUAAUUGGAAAUUUUCGAGGACCAUUGCCAGUAGAGAAUUUGACAAACCUUCAAACUCUGAAGUACAUAAAUCUUGAAUGUUGGAGUGAAAUUAAUCCUGAAAAGUUGGUUUAUCUUCGGGAGCUGCGAAUCGAAUCAGAUUCGAGAUUACCAAAGAAGUUCGAUUUGGAAUCAAUAGGCAAAUUGAAAAGCCUUCAAAUUUUAUCAGUUAGGUCGAAGUUGCUGUCUGAUCGAUCUUUUGCUUCAUGGCAGGCACUUGCUCAUUGCACAUGUCUUGUAGAUUUGAGAUUAAGUGGGACAAUAGAGAAACUACCAAGAAACAUGGAGGAACUCUUACCAAAUCUUGAAUGUUUAAAGUUAUCUGGUCCAUUUCUCGGGGAUGAUCCAAUGGCCUUGUUGGAGAAUUUGCCAAACCUGAUGAUUCUUGUGCUAGACUUCAUUUCCUAUAGUGAAAAAAAAAUGAUAUGCUCGGCAAAUGGUUUCCCUCGUCUUGAAAUUCUAAAAUUUGAUUUCUAUGAAUUGGAGGAGUGGCAAGUACAUGAAGAUUCAAUGCCAAUGCUUAGAGGCUUGAAGAUUCCAGAGAUAUCCAAGUUCAGAAUUCCAGAAAGACUAAGAUCAAUCCCGCCCCCGGCUGAUUGGGAAUGUGAAGAUGGCAGGGUACCUAUUAAUAACUCAAACUACUUUCAACCCUGA